UUAUUUCAUAAAGUUAGCCAUUUUAUUAUAAACAACAACACAAAAAAGUCUAAAACAGACCAAAGGUGCUAUAUGUAUGAGUUAAUAUGAAAAGCAGUGUUAAUUCCAUAUUCUUUGCUUAAUUUUCUCAUAUUAGUUAGCCCCUCUUCUUUCCAUGUCUUCCUUUUCUUUCUCCCCUAAUACACACAUAUAUAUUUAUAAAACAAAUGCAUCUCUCUUAACUUCUCUGUUCUCUUCUUUGUGAGAAACAAAACAAAAAAAGAAGAGAAAAAAAAAGAGAGAAUGAAAGGAUCAUUAAUGACAACUAAAGCUCUUCUUUUGUUCCUUAAUUGUGUGAUUAUCAUAGAAUUAAUGAGUCAUCUUAUGGUGAUUGAAGUUUAUGGAGCUACUUCAAUGGCUAAUCAGUUUCCAGGUGGUCGUUUUUUGCAUGAUUAUCAUGGUACUAAUCUUGUAAGAAAAAUGCAAGCUUUCAAGAAAUCUAUUGCUGCUUCACCUUCUUCAUUGAUUUCUCCUUCUCCUACUUUUACUCCUUCUCAGGGGACGACAACAAGCUCACGAGCAUACCAUGUAACAUCAUAUGGGGCGGAUCCAACAGGAAAAACGGAUAGCACAGAAGCACUUCUUAAGGCAUUUAAAGAUGUUAGUGAGGGAAUAAGCAAUGGAUUUUUAAUGGAUGGUAUUAAGAAUCUUGGUGGUGUAGAAAUUAAUCUUGAUGGUGGAAUUUACUUAAUUAGUCGUCCUCUCCAAUUUUCAACCAUCAACCUUGGAAAUGUUUUGAUACAUGGAGGAACUCUACGAGCAUCAGACAAUUUUGCAAGUGAUCGAUAUCUCAUUGAACUAUCAUCAUCAUCACCUUCUUCUGAAAACAAUAAAGAAAACACAACUUCAUCAUCAGACCAAAAGAUUAGCACUUCUUCAUCAUCCUACAACUUUGAAUACAUAACAUUCAGAGACAUUAUGUUAGAUUCCAACUUUAAAGGUGGUGGAAUUGCAGUUAUAAACUCACUCAGAGUUAGCAUAGACAAUUGCUACAUUGUCCAUUUUACUUCAGAAGGCAUUCAUGUCGAAAGCGGACACGAAACUCUGAUCAGAAAUUCAUUCCUAGGCCAACAUAUAACAGCAGGAAAAGAUUCCGGGGAAAGAAACUUUACAGGCACAGGAAUUACCCUUACAGGAAAUGACAAUGUUGUUACUGAUGUAGUAAUUUUUUCAGCUGAUACCGGAAUAACAGUUUCGGGUCAGGCCAAUCUUUUAUCCGGGAUCCAUUGCUAUAACAAAGCAACCGGAUUCGGAGGAACAGGUAUCUAUUUGAAGUUAGCUGGUCUAACACAAACAAGGAUAGUAAAUUCUUAUCUUGAUUAUACAGGCAUUGUUGCAGAGGACCCUGUUCAACUGAUUAUAACUAACAACUUUUUCUUGGGAGAUGCCUUCAUUUCGUUUAAGUCCGUUAAGGGUGUGGCUAAUGGAGUCAACAUUGCAGACAAUAUUUUCUCCGGUUCAGGUAACGGAAUUGAUAUCGUGCAGUUAGAUGGGAGUUUUGGAGAUGUGGAUCAGAUUUUGAUUGAUCGGAAUAGUGUAAAAGGAAUGAAUGUGAAGUCUACUAUUGCAAAGGUAGCAGUCCAAGGGAAUGGAAGUUCUUGGACUGCUGAUUUUAAUGGGAUUCUUUUGUUUCCAAACCUUAUAAAACAUGUACAGUACACAUUAAGUACAAGUGGUAAUUCAUUCCCUAAUUACGCUUUGCGUAAUGUGUCGGAAAAUCGAGUGGUGAUCGAGUCGAGUGUGCCAGCUCCUACUAGUGUUUAUGUUAUGGUUGAUCAGGGAGUUGGAAGUUGAUUUGAUUGUAAUGUAAUUUCAGAGUAUUAUCUUUGGUACCAGAUACUCAUUGAAAUAUUCAUUCAAUGUUAUUAUUAGAUUUAGUAAAUAAUACUUAUAUCA
Beta vulgaris subsp. vulgaris (sugar beet) is the source of this 1935-nucleotide messenger RNA. RefSeq names its product polygalacturonase QRT3. The record is from RefSeq and is a predicted model, not a curated record. NCBI's taxonomy places the organism in Eukaryota, Viridiplantae, Streptophyta, Magnoliopsida, Caryophyllales, Amaranthaceae. Bases 283 to 1833 code for a protein of 516 amino acids. The transcript is spliced from 3 exons. Gene Ontology annotation, molecular function: polygalacturonase activity.